AUGAAACAAUCAAUUAAACAUUCAUCUACAAUUCCAUUAAAGGUCAACCGUUAUGAUUUUACCUUUGAACUUGAUACCGGAACAUUUAAUACAAUUAUUAGUAUGGAGGAUUGGCUUAAACUUGGAUUACCGACUAUCCGUCCAUCUAAGUUGGAAUUAAAAUGUUACAGUGGUAAUACUCUUAAAAUUAAAGAUGAAUAUACUUAUCUUCAAGUGGAAUUAGAUGAACAAACUAAAAAUUUAGUUAUUAUUAAUAUACCACUAGGUUUAUUUCGUUAUAAUCGUAUGCAAUUCGUUAUUGUCGGUGUUCCAAAUUGUGUUUCUUAUCGUGAUGAUAUAUUAUUAACCGGGGCAAAUGAAGAAGAACAUUCACGAACACUUGAAAUGGUUUUUCUAAAACGUUCAGAAUUCGGUUUUAGGUGCAAUCCAGAAAAAUACUUAUUUUUUCAAGAUGAAGUUUCAUAUCUUGGAGGUAUUAUCAACAAGAAUGGGAAACGCCCAGAUCCAAAACGUGUAGAAGCUAUUAUAAAUAUAUCCGCGCCCAAGAAUGUCAAAGAACUUGAAGCUUUCAUUGGUAAAGUUAACUAUUAUGGAAAAUUUAUUUCGAAUUUUUCCGACAAAUGCAAAUUAUUAAUCCUUUCAAUUCCGACAUUUUCUCUCGUUCUAUACAAAGUUGAAGAAAAUCUUGAUUUCUCUCUCCCUUGCUUUCUCCUUUAGAUAAUCAGCUGCACUAGUUCAGUGCGAAAAAAAAUAUUUUCACAGCGCAGAAUAUACGCGCUUCUUUGAAUACAUGUGAUAUGUAUUAUGUAGGAAAACGACAGAACGCAAAGUUUCUAUAUUACGAGUCAUCUCAUAGAUGACAUGUGGAAUUGAACGGGUUAAAUCAUUUUCGUAAAAAAAAUAUUCCAUGGAAAUGGAGUCAAUAAUGUCAAAAAACAUUCAACAAUCUUCUACAAGAAAUUUCCAAAUCAUUAUUCUUUUAUAUAUAAAUUUUGUGUUGCUGUAGAAUCAAUUUUAUUAUGUAAAUAACUUUUUAUUUAUUUUAUUUCAGAAUUAUUCAUUUUAUAUAUAAAUUAUAUUUUAUCAUUAAUUUUAUUUAUAAUUAUUUUUUCUUUUGUUUUAGUAUCAUUUAUUUUUAUUUUAAAUAUAAAUUUUAUAUCGUUUUAGAGUCAAUUUUAUUAAAUAAGCAAUUCGGUCGCAAUUGUCGAAAUUAGAACAUUUAGUAUGGAAGUUUCGUUUUUCGGAAAUCUGCCCACUGAAGAAUGCUCGAUGCAAGUGUCCUUACCUCGGAAGGUAGAGCCUGAAGUGAGUUUCCCUACCUGGGAACGUGGAACGCGUACGGAUUCCGGUUCCUAGGAAUCCGGGAGCCCAUUGUGGCUCGACAUGAAUAAAAAAAAUAACCACAUCUCAGCAGCUUCGAUUACUGGCUAAUGUUUAGGAAGCAAUUUUCAAACGCGUUCCCAUGCGUGGGAACAGAACCCGGAGGAACGGGAACGCUGACGCCCCUAAUCAAGGUUCAUGUUUUCAGUUAAAAAAGAAAUACUGCGUGAUUUAGUUAUGUUUCUGAAGCCACAAUGGCAUAUAACAAAUCGACAAUUGGCAAAAUUACCUUUAUUUUGGAUUGUUGCUAUCUAUACAACACGGCUUUUAAAUCAAUAGUUAAAAAAAACUCCAAAUCAACCAAAAGAAUAUGCAGUUGAAGCAAUUGGCAUUAAUUUUAGUCAAUGAGAGACUGCAGAUUCAUAGGAUUCACAUCUUAUCGAUUGCAAUGCACAUGCACAUUUAUUACUAACAUUAGAAUUUAUUAAUUCAUGUGAUGAUGCUUUUUUUUCAUCACUAAAAGGUUGUGUCAUGGCUACUUCUGACUAUUUACGUCAAAAUGCGUAAUUGUUUUAUAAUAAUCGUAUUCAAAAUCAUGAAUUUGAUUCAAAAGAAAUGAAUGAAUCCUCAAAACAAUUGAAUAAUAUUGAACAACAACAAAAAGAAAUGAAUAAGGAUUUACAACAAGUUAGAACUAAUGUUCACAAUGUGCAAUCUAAAUUUGAAAACGUAGAAAAAUCAAUCAAUAAAGUCUUCGAAUUAUUAAAAGUAUAUUUCCAGUAACAACCAGAAGAAAAAAACGAUGAAAUACUCCUUGAAAACAUAGAUAAUAAAAAAGAAAUAUAAUGCCAUAAACCAUCUUAUUUGAAUUUCAUAAAAGAAAAACAUAUAUCUAUCAAAAGUUUUAGAGUUUUUUUAAACUGAAUUUUUUUCGAACAGUUAUGUUUGCAAUUUAUAUAUAGACAUUCUUCAUAGAACUAUUGUCCAUUCCAGAGUUAAAUAGCCGUAGCUAUUUUUUGAAUAACUUUUGAUCGACUAACGUUAUCGAGUUGGGAGUUGCGCAGCUGGAAAGAGUGUACUCCAAUGCAUCUUUUUGUAUAACUCAUUUGAGUCCACAAACAUUUUUUUACGACUGUUUAUGCGUUGCUAUAUUGUUUUUGUU
Messenger RNA from Rotaria sordida, 2482 nucleotides. NCBI's taxonomy places the organism in Eukaryota, Metazoa, Rotifera, Eurotatoria, Philodinida, Philodinidae. The record is from the annotation of a GenBank genome assembly.